AUGGCGGUGGGUGCUGGGGAACAAGAGCACAUCGCUUCUGACAUCACUCAGCUCAUAGGGUGGACACCACUGAUCGAGCUGAAGCGAAUCACCAGCAAGGCUGGGAUUGAUGCGCGGAUCGUUGGCAAGAUGGAGGCUCACCAGCCGCUUUGCUCCAUCAAGGAUCGCUCUGUUCUGAGAAUGAUAGAAGAUGCAGAGGAGAGGGGGUUGAUUUCACCUGGAGUCACAACACUAGUGGAGCCGACAAGCGAUCCGGCCCUUGGCUUUGCGGGCAUGUUUGACAAAGUUGAACGGCUCCGAAAACAACUGCCAAAUGUACAUGUUCUGAAUCAAGUUACUAAUAGAGCAAAUUCUGAAGCCCACUUUAGAUUGACCGGCACAGGUGGCACUGUUUCUGGUGUGGGAAAGUAUCUGAAGAUGCAAAAGCCAGGCGUCAAGAUCAUUUGUGUUGAGCCUGCAGAAAGCCCAGUGAUUUCAGGUGGCGCGCCUGGCAAGCAUAAAAUCCAGGGAGUAGGGCCAGGAUUUAUACCUGAAGUCCUGGACACCUCGGUCAUCGACGAGACUGUCACCGUGACCACCGAGGAGGCCAUGGCGAACGCGAGGAGGCUGGCCAAGGAAGAGGGCUUGCUUGUGGGCAUUUCUUCCGGAGCAAACCUGGCAGCUUGCCUGAAGGUCGCUUCGAGAGAAGAGAACAAGGGUAAGGUGAUUGUCACCGUGUUCCCGAGUGGUGGCGAGAGAUACAUGAACUCCGACCUCUUUGCAGAUGUGCGAGAGGAGUGUAUUGCCAUGACAUUUUGA
This is a messenger RNA of Miscanthus lutarioriparius, 798 nucleotides long. Lineage: Eukaryota; Viridiplantae; Streptophyta; Magnoliopsida; Poales; Poaceae. The record is from the annotation of a GenBank genome assembly.